UUUGAAAUAUAGCAAAAUUUUAAACAUUUUGUUAUAAAUUAUUAUUUUUUGAUAUCUUAAAUCAUGUUUAAUAAGUUUUUAUAGAGUUUUAUAUUAAUUUACGUUUAUUUUCUGGUAAAUUAUUUAAAAUUGGACCUGUGCAAAUAUUUACAGCGCCAUUAACGGUGACAACUGGAACUAAACAAACAAUCUUGGCGUUUUUUAAAGUAUUUUGACAAGUUUUCAAGUUUUUUUCUCUUUUAACACAAAUACAUUGUUUAUUAAGCAUUCAUAGUGUUACAAUAUUAUAGGUUAUUGCUUAUUUACUGCAAUUUUCGCGUGCAACCAUCAUAAAUCGGUUCGUUUGACGAUCAAUAUCGAUAAUAAUGUAUUGUUUGGGUGUACUUCCUUCGUAACAAUAAUCGAAACACUUGGAAACAGUGAUUAAAUGCACACUUGACGGAUCUUCACGUUGGCAGUAGUCCCACAUGUAGUUGAUAUUCAACCUAUAAACCAAAAAUGUUACAUCAUAUAUAUGAUCAAAUUCAAAUUUACCGCCGAUUUCUACAUGUUCGCCUCCAAGUCUGACUUUCAAAUCAGCAUAUAUAACCCCUAACCUUACAUUAUACGCAUCCAAAUCAAACACAACAUGUCCAAGCGAAAUAUCGACGAAUUACUCGAAAAUGAAACGAAUCUUCCACGCAAACAAGUGAAAUUCGAUGAUAACGUCAAGAAGCACACAUUGGACUCGGACGAAGAAGACGAUGACAAGGAUAAAUACAAUAUCCUCGACGAUAACGACAUAGAAGGCGAAGAAGACGCGUCGCUCGACCGGCAAGAUGGUGAUGUACGAAUGACUGCGUUUAAUAUGACCGAAGAAAUGGAAAUGGGGCAUUUCGAUAAAGACGGACACUUCAUCUGGAAGAACGAGAAGGAGGUGAGGGAUAAUUGGCUGGAUAACGUCGACUGGCAACGCGUGAAUAUCGCCAACAACGCCGGUGAUGCAAACGCGCAGAACUCUGAAGAAAAAGGCCUUGGUGAUGAAAGCGACGAUGAUAACACACCGGAUUUCGAUCAUAUUACCAGCUAUAGACGGGUGAUAACAUUUUUAAAACCCGGUGAGACAAUAAACAAAGCUCUGAAGAGACUUGGAGGUGAUUUAAGCAAAAUGUCCACCAUUGAGAGGAUAAAACAUAAAAAAGCUGGUACUUUGGGCAGUAAUAAGGAUGUGGUUGAAUUAACUGAACUUGCAAAUGGUAUUUUAACACAUUUGGGGAAUAUGGAUGUGUAUCAGGAGACUUAUGAACAGAUUCAACUUAAAUUGAAUAAUCAUGAUAAGAAGAACAAAUCCAAGGCGCAUAUCGUCGAAGCAGAGUUUGAUAUGUACUCGGAUGAUUUCGACACAAAAUCAGCGUCGGUUUCAACUUCUACAGUAGAAAAUUUAGGUAAAAAGGAAGAAACAGAGGAGACACAAUUAAUGUGGGAGUUUAAAUGGGAUCAGGCGAAGGAUGAGAUUGAGGGGCCAUUUGACACGCGGCAGAUGAACAAAUGGGCGGAGGAUGGGCAUUUUAAAACUGGUGUGUGGGUAAGGAAAUGCGGCGCACAGGAUUCGAAUUUUUAUUCGUCAAAUCGCAUUGAUUUCGAGUUAUAUCUUUAGAGUAGGUUUAAAAUAAUAAUAUUUUAAUAAAAAAAAAAAUUAAAAUAGGCCCUUAGUAUUUUUCGGGAUAACGAAAUAUCACUUGAGAUCCGCUUGACUUAUUUAAACCACCAGUAGCGAAUUAGGAAUAAGCCUAAGAGAGGAGAGGAGACCCUAGAAAACUGCGAACUUGUCUCUUUUUAGUGUUGUUUCGUUAAUUUUGAAAUCAUAUCGAUUCUAACGAAGUUUUCACUUCAAAUCGAAGAAAAUAUAAUGAAUAAAAUAUCCGCAUUAAUAUAAACACGAAAUAAACGAGUGACUUGGUCAGAUUUUGAAGAAAAAUAGGCCUCUAAUAUUUUUCGGGAUAAUAAAAUAUUACUUGAGAUCCGCUUGACCUAUUUAAAUCACCAGGACCGAAUUACGAAUUAAAAAACAUUAUGCAGCUUCAAUAAUAAAUCCAACAACGAAUUAAACCGUGAAAUGAAACAAUUUGUGACAACUGAAGUGGACACAUCGAAAUCAACAAGAAGGGCGGAGAAUCAUCUAAUAAAUAAAACAAAAUCAUUACAAAACAA
This is a messenger RNA of Dalotia coriaria, 2190 nucleotides long. It is a transcript of the gene holn1, whose product is annotated as CD2 antigen cytoplasmic tail-binding protein 2 homolog holn1. Gene Ontology annotation, cellular component: U5 snRNP. The transcript is spliced from 3 exons. Bases 629 to 1636 code for a protein of 335 amino acids. Gene Ontology annotation, molecular function: protein binding. The record is from RefSeq and is a predicted model, not a curated record. NCBI's taxonomy places the organism in Eukaryota, Metazoa, Arthropoda, Insecta, Coleoptera, Staphylinidae.